AUGUCGUCAGCUUCUCCUGGGCAAGACCAACCCCAAGGGUCCAGGGCCGGAGAGAAACGCAAGGCGCCGAAUGAAUACUCCGAUAACCCCAAUACCGUCAAGUUCCGGAAGCGAGUGGAUAACAUGAGCAUGGCUGAGAGGGAGGUCCAUAAGCGAUAUAUUACAAUGAACACUCGCUUUAGCCGCGAAUUUUCGAAGCUUAAGAAGACAAGCGCAUACCAGAAUGCAUCGCCUAGCAACCAGGCCAGGCAGAAAGACCAACUCCGCCAGGCUAAUAAGGAAUACUAG
Colletotrichum phormii is the source of this 288-nucleotide messenger RNA. RefSeq lists its product as uncharacterized. Lineage: Eukaryota; Fungi; Ascomycota; Sordariomycetes; Glomerellales; Glomerellaceae. The transcript is spliced from 2 exons. The record is from RefSeq and is a predicted model, not a curated record. Bases 1 to 288 code for a protein of 95 amino acids.